Molecule: messenger RNA, 1212 nt
Organism: Vespa crabro (European hornet)
Lineage: Eukaryota; Metazoa; Arthropoda; Insecta; Hymenoptera; Vespidae
Product: pheromone-processing carboxypeptidase KEX1-like
Exons: 2
Coding region: 621-983 (120 amino acids)
Source: RefSeq, a predicted model, not a curated record
GUAUCGAAGAUAUUUAUAUUAAUAAUUAUUAAUUAAUGAAUGAGAAACUAUCGUUGAUUUGCAAUUAAAAAUAUUUGCUUUGUAAAGAUAAUAAAAAGAAUUUCUAUGUUUAAAAAGGCUUGAAGCUUUCGCGCGAAAUGGAUAGCGUUAUUUCAAUAAAGAGUAAGAGAAAUAGAGAAAGAAGCAUUUGUAAUAUAGAAUCUCAAAUAAAAAAAUAUUUGCCUUGUAAAAAUAAUAAAAAGAAUGUAUACACGUAAGAGAGCUCGGAAAGUUGAUUUCACGUAAAAUUGAUAAGCGUUAUUUUGAUAAAGAGAAAGAAGCACUUGUAACACGGAAUUACAAAUAAAAGAUAUUUGUUUUGUAAAAAUAAUAAAGAAAAUUUAUAUACUUAGGAGGACUCGAAGUUUACAUGCAAAAUGGAUAAACGUUAUUUUGAUAAAGAGAAAGAAAGAUAGAGAAAGAAGCACUUGUAACACGGAAUCCUAAUAUACACAGGUGUUUCGUAACACGGCGUUAGGUACUCAUAAUGGAACACACGUCGUAAAUUGUCGAUGGGAGAGGCAUACCUGCAUAAAUACCGAGAAAAAGUAUAAAACCGUUGACAUUUAAAGCGAACGAUAAUGACGCGCCGCCGAUUACAAACCCUCUUUGCCAGAGCAACGGAGAUGAAGAACGAAGAACGAAUAACGAAGACGAAGAUGAAAACGAAGAUGAAGACGAAGUACAACGACGAUCAUGAUGAUGCUGAUGCUGAUGCUGAUGCUGAUGCUGAUGAUAAUGAUGAUGAUACUGAUGAUGAUGAUAAUGGCAAUAAUAAUAAUGAUGAUGAUUAUGAUGAUGAUGGUGACGAUGCACGCGGCAUCGAAUCACCGCCCCACAUAAACGGUGAAUGCUUUUGUUGUGAAUACUUCGUACGUGGCGCACUGGUCACGUGCAAUUUUCUUCAAUUGUUCGGCCAAUUAUUAGAGUUAAGAGUUAUGUGAAAGUACUUGGGUCGUUGGAAAUGAAGAGAGAAAGAGAGAGAGGGAGAGAGAGAAAAAAGGAAAGAAAAAUAAAAGGACUUGUUUUCUUGACAAACGAUAGUAAACUUUUAGCAUUUGAUCCUUACGUAAGAAACUUUAAUACUUCUUUAUAUUUAUAUGACAUUAUGAUAACGAAAAAUGGUAUCGCCUUUGAAACUUAAUUAUUUGUACGUGUAUAUGCAUGCGUGCG